This is a messenger RNA of Bacillus rossius redtenbacheri, 3536 nucleotides long. RefSeq lists its product as uncharacterized. The transcript has 2 exons. Lineage: Eukaryota; Metazoa; Arthropoda; Insecta; Phasmatodea; Bacillidae. The record is from RefSeq and is a predicted model, not a curated record. Bases 226 to 1422 code for a protein of 398 amino acids.
ACUGUGCUGUGGUUGUCGCCGGAGAGGGAAGCAGGCCAGGUCAGCGAGGCGGGCCGGGGAGGGGAGGGGGGAGAGGUGUGUGUCCGGGUCUAGGUCGCGGCCAAGCGGUCAGUAGCCGGCCGACAGCCGCGCGGACAGCACGCAUCUGCCACGCCGGCAAGCCGCAGGACAUCACCAGCCAAGUGCAGCCUGGCGGCAUCACGUCACCAGACCAGUCGGUGGAGGAUGGAGGUUCCUGGGUGGUUCACGUCAGAGUUCUUCGAGAAAGCUCUGCGGAGAGAGAAGGGAGCAGAGGACAUCUCAGUGAAGCUGAAGGACGUGAGCAGAACAGUGAACGCCGGGACCAACUACUCCAGCACUCUGUACAGAGUGACUCUGGUGGUGUCUGGGUCCAGAGAGGUGUCCCUGGUGGUGAAGACACCCCCGUCGCUGCGGUUCCUGAAGGAGCACGUCGUGCGGGAGGGCGUGUUCCAAAAGGAGGCCAAGAUGUACCGCGAGAUCCUGCCGUCCAUGCGGCAGGUGGCUCUGGAGAGGGGAUCAGGCCUGCUGAGCGAGCCGCUGGCCGCAGGGGCGUACGACUCCCCCAGAAGACACGCCGUCAUCAUGGACGACCUGGCUGCUCAGGGCAUGAGCACCGUGGACCAACGACGAGGCCUGGACCACGCGCACUGCCUGGUGUCGCUGCGGGCGCUGGCGAGGUUCCACGCGCUGUCCGCCGCCGUGCUGGAGCAGAGCCCGGGCUCCCUGGACGACUACCUGGAAGGCUACUUCGUGCCGGAGAGGAGGGACGAGGUGAAGGCAUGCCUGGACGCCGGCUUCGCCGAGAUGGCGUCCCUCGUGGAAACGUGGCACGGCUUCGAGGACUUCGCCCCGCGGCUGCGGGUGGUCGGCGGGGCGGUCUGCGAUGUCGUGAUCAGGUCGAGGGACGUGGGUGCGUUGGAGCUCCCCGUCCUGACCCACGGGGAGUUCUGGGCCGGGAACCUGAUGUUCGGGUACAGGGCGGACAGCGGUAAGGUCUGCAAGGCGAGGUUCGUGGACUUCCAGUCCUGCAGGCUCGGGUCGCCCGUGCUGGACCUGCACUGCUUCCUCACCACCAGCCCGUGCGACGCCGUCAGAGCGCAGGGCACUGGCGACUUGCUGAAGGCAUACCACGAGGAGAUGUGCCGUGCGAUGCGCACCGUCGGGUGCGGGCACAGAGUGAUCACCCUGGACCAGCUCCGGCGAGACGUGGAAGACAGCGCGCUCUACUCGCUGCUGGUAGCGUGCACCUUUCUGAACAUGGUGCUCGCCGAGCCGGGAGACCUUGACCACCUCACAGAGGAAAACCUCGGCCCGGCCGUCGACCGGACGAGAAGCAAUCCUGCUUAUCGCGAGAGGGUCCAGAAACUCCUCCUUGCCUUGUCAGAUGAUGGAUUACUGUGAUGCAGUCCUGUCAGUUCGUUAUAUUCUUGAUGUGUUUGUUAUUAAAUUAAAUUUGAACACUUUAUUAUAUACCUUGUGUUUCAUAUUCAUAAAGGAUGAAAACGCACCAAAGCUAUCGAAUAAUUUAAGAAAUUAUCAAUGUAGGCAUUGAUGUUUAACUUUGUGGCAUCAUUACAAAAUUAUGAACGAAAUAAGUCAUAAUGUUGACAAGAGAGACAUGAGAAGUGGAAUACAAUAGAGUGAAAUUCUAAGACAGGUUGAACAAAUUAAUCGUAAAGAAUGAAGUAUUUUAUAAAAUAAAAUGAUAAUCUUUAGGUAAGUGAAUUUACUUUGAUGCAUAAAAUAAAAAUGACAAAAAUAUGUAUCUAAAUAACUAGAUGCAGUGAUUGCAGACAAGCAAUGACAGCCACAGUGUUGCAUUAGUGACCUACUAUAUUAUCCCUGUGUGAAGGCUCGCGAAGCACGUUGUGACGUGGCAAUCUGGGGGACCUGCCAGAAAGAAGGGACUCACAAGAGAGGAGGGUCUCACCAGCGAUGAGGCAGUCACCAAGAGGAACUCACUGGAAAUGAGGGACUCAUCAGAACAGGAGGGGCUGACCAGAGAUGAGGUACUCACCAGAGAGGAGGUUCUCACCAGCGAUGAGGCAGUCACCAGGAGGAACUCACCAGAAAUGAGGGACUCAUCAGAACAGGAGGGGCUAACCAAAGAUGAGGUACUCACCAGAGAGGAGAACAUCACCCCCCGGCUGAGCUCGCCACGUUACAGCACCUCGUCUGUCCGGGCCCUGGUGGUUGCUGCCCGCCGAACCAAGCGCAGGUCUCCGGAACUCCCCGCCGCGUUCCCUGCUGGCAAACGCAGUCAUUCAGCACUCUAUCCCUGAGUAGUACACGACAAACCUCUUGUAUCAUAGUAGGAUACCUACUGGCGAAGCUAUCUUCAGCCAGUCCACAUAGAGCCAAGACUUCAUUAGUGUUAACUAUGAUGUUACAUGAAAAUAUGUUUGGCUUGGGAGGUAGGCCCUCGUUCAAAGUCCGUCCACUGUCAACACUCAUGCAAGACUGGCCUCUAUCCCUUCCUCAACUCCUGCUAAAUAUCAUAAUCAUCAAUUUAAUUGUCGUAAUUCUAUGUUCAGGUGAUAACAUGUUAACAUGAGUAUAUUCCCGAAAAAAUAACCCUGGUAAAAAUUACAUGUAUUCAUUUUUUUUCACUGAGGGAUUACUUGGUGUAAUUGACACUGAAACAUUUGUAUGCAUUGUUCAUUGAAACGUUGCAUCCUAGAUGCUAGACUUAAAUUAUUUUCUGUGACCGUAUAUCAAAAUAAUAUAACCUAAACUAUUUUUAAGGUUUGCAAUACACAAAGUUACAUGUAUUAAAAAGAUAAUAAACAACUAUAAUUUCUGAGGAACUUUGGUAAUAUUAAAAAAAUAAAAAAUAAUUAGUAAGGUGGAGAACUCAGUGGCAUUUAAUUUUAUACCGCACAUUGCAGUAAAGUAGGUUUAGAUAAUUUGCAUAAAUGCUGUUAACAAAACUGAUUUUAAAGGGUGAACAACAUAUUUAGGAAUUUAACCAGACUGUAGGAAUUUCGUAUCGCAGAACUGCCAAGAAUAUCAUCUUCUCGACAGUGAUGUGGUGAUGCGCAGGUGGUGGAGACAGACCUGGCGGACUCGUCGGCUGGGUAGCAGGCAGGGCCCUUGGCACAGAUGGCGGAUGCAACGCGACUGCCGAUGUGGCAGCGGAUGCUCUUGGAGGUGGUGAAGAAGGAGCGGUUGUUCCUCUCGGGCCGCAGCAGGAUGAUGUACAGCUUGGGCAGGAACAGGAACACGAGCGUCACCAUGGCGCUCAGCGUGACGCACAUGCACAGCGUGAUGAUCUGCGGUCACACGGUGUCACACGGUGUCACACGGUGUCACACGGUGUCACACGGCGUCACACCUGGCUGGACAAGCGAGACCUCCUCGGACAACGUUCCUUCCCGCGUGCCGGCCAGCUGAACUGGACAUUUGGAGAACGGCUUCAAACAUUACAUGUCCGCACCUCUUCCAACUGACAAUUUAAUACAGGUUGUUUCAUGUUUAAAUGCCUUUUUGAUGGAAAUAAAACACUAAGCAAAUAA